AUGGGGUUACCAACCGGCAACCACCACCGACGGCGCAGCUCGAUGCUCACAGGCGCGACGCGAUCCUCACAGCCGGCUUCUUCGGACUGGAGGGAUGAGAGUCUGCGGUCAGGCGAUGGCGGGCUCAAGUCUGACGAGCAGGAGCCCUUGACGGCCGAGGACACGGACACGUCUGAUCUAUCAUCAUCGGCUAUCGACAAUAAUCGGGAUAUCGAAAUGAGCUCGGACGACGACCAGUACGAUGAGGAGACCGGCCUGACGGCAAAUCAGAAGCGUCAACGGCGCCGCCGCCGCCGGCAACGCAGGAAGCUGGAUGCCCGCAUUGCAGACGUCAAGUCGACCCGAUCAAUCUUCCAGCUAGGCUUGGCCGAUCGCAGCGUCGUUAAGAGGCUGUCUGUCAACGCCGGUUUGAUUCUCAUGUGGUACUUCUUCUCUUUGUCCAUUUCCAUCUACAACAAAUGGAUGUUCUCCGAAACCGAUGUCGUCUUCCCUUUCCCUCUCUUCACAACCAGCCUGCAUAUGCUUGUACAGUUCACCUUUGCCGCUCUUUUACUAUGGAUCUUUCCAUCUUUGCGCCCUCGUCACCCACCGACCUCUCCCUCGAGCUCGCCCGCGGAGGGCUCCGAAUCGAACGAACCCGUGGUCACCAACCUCUUCUAUAUCACACGUCUCGUACCUUGUGGUGCUGCCACCUCUCUCGACAUCGGACUGGGCAACAUGUCCCUCAAAUUCAUUUCUCUCACCUUCCUCACCAUGUGCAAAUCCUCUGCGCUCGCUUUCGUUCUUCUCUUUGCUUUCAUUUUCCGCCUCGAAACCCCUUCCUUUAAAUUGAUCAUUAUCAUCGCCACAAUGACGAUCGGUGUGGUGAUGAUGGUCGCCGGAGAGACUGCUUUCAAUGCACUCGGAUUUACUCUAGUCAUUGCAUCUGCUUUUUUCUCCGGUUUCCGAUGGGGUCUGACGCAAAUCCUCUUGCUUCGGCACCCUGCAACUUCGAACCCGUUCUCAACCCUCUUUCUCCUCACACCAGUGAUGUUUAUUUCUUUAAUUGUCAUUGCCCUCGCCAUCGAGGGCCCUAACGAAAUCCACCAAGGUUUCCUCAGCCUCGCCGAAAAGCAUGGAACAGGCUUCGGUGCCACCUUGCUAAUUUUCCCUGGCGUUCUUGCAUUCUGCAUGAUUUCUUCUGAAUUUGCACUUCUGAAACGCUCUUCCGUCGUCACUUUGAGUAUCUGCGGUAUCUUCAAGGAAGUUGUGACGAUUAGUGCUGCAGGCGUUAUUUUCCACGACAAGCUCACGACUGUCAACAUCACCGGUCUAGUAGUCACCAUCAGCAGUAUAGGUGCUUACAACUACAUGAAGAUCUCUCGGAUGCGCAGCGAGGCCGAGGACUACUCGAGCCGCGAGGGAACCCCGGACUCCGACAGCGAAGACGGCGGACCCAGCGGCGGUGAACCUAGCGGUGGCGAGUACGGCGAAUAUAACCGAGUCGCCAACCAAGAUACGGACAUGGUUAGCCCUGCACCGACCGGACGUCCCAACGACGACUUACAUGCUUCUCCCGCGGGUGACCAACGGCGGUCGUUCCGCGUUCGAGCCAGCGGUGCUAUGCACGGGCUCUCCAUUUCCACCUCCACCAUUCCCGAGGAUGACGGGCCUCCGUCUCCCAUCAAAUCGGCCCCGCCAACGAUCACCUCAAUGGCGGAGGCGGGCGGGUUCCCCCGCCUUCCCGCGGCGCAGCGAGAGGAUUCUCCAGGCAUCCACUCUACUGCUUCUAUGUCGCCGGUUCGCCAUCAAACGCCAGGUCCUCACUAG
Molecule: messenger RNA, 1809 nt
Organism: Penicillium cinerascens
Lineage: Eukaryota; Fungi; Ascomycota; Eurotiomycetes; Eurotiales; Aspergillaceae
Product: putative nucleotide-sugar transporter
Exons: 2
Coding region: 1-1809 (602 amino acids)
Biological process (GO): UDP-glucose transmembrane transport
Cellular component (GO): endoplasmic reticulum-Golgi intermediate compartment; cis-Golgi network; Golgi apparatus
Molecular function (GO): antiporter activity
Source: RefSeq, a predicted model, not a curated record